AUGUUGCCACUUCAUAAUAAUGAAAAUAAAAAAAAAAAUGAAGAAAUUGGAAUCGAUUUUAGAAAGAAAAAUGGAUAUGGAAUUAAAAACAUUGGAAAAAUAAUUAGUUCACAUAAGCAGUUUAACAAAAAUGUGAAAAAAAAAAUUUCUUAUGAUUAUAUUGUUAUAUUAUUAAAUAAAGCAAAUUUAGAUAUCAAGUAUAAUUAUGCACAAAUAGCAUAUAGUUUAUUUUGUCCUUCAAAAUUGUAUAAAUUAUUUUUAUAUAGAAAGCAAAAUAAAAAUCAUUAUUAUCGUGAUGAUCCUUGCUUUUUUUUUAUUUUUCUAGUUAAUUAUUUAACAAUUGGAUAUAUAUAUAGUAUAAAUAUAAUAUCAAGAAAACCAAAUGUAAUAAAUGAUAAUUCGAAAUAUGCACUUUUUACUAUUAGGAUUUUUUAUCCACUACUUAUUUUUCUAUUAACAGGAAUAUUAAUAACUACAUUAAAUUAUAUAUAUAUAUUUAAAUGCAUUAAAAAUAGAUCCAUUGUUGGUAAUGAAUAUAAUACUGUUUUUGAAUCAAUAAAAGAUUUAAAUAGGGAAAUUUUGUUUUUCUUUGAUAUAAAUUUAAAUUGCUCUACAACUAUUCUUAUUUCAUCAUUUGCAGUUCCUUAUUUUUUUUUGCCUAUUUUAACUAUAAAACAUUUUGAAAUUUUAAAAAAAAUUGUCAUUAUUAUAUUAAAUAUAUUAGAUAUUCUUGGUUGGAUGUAUUAUUUGUAUAUAUAUAAAAUAGGUAUGCAUGUUAUUUUAUGUAGAAAUAUCAAACAAAAUAAUUAUAUAUAUAUUUUUUUUUUCUGUUUUAUUUUAAUAUUUUUUUUUUAUUUAACAUAUAAUAAUUUAACAUUUGCAUUAUUUAUCUACAACUUUUUUUAA
Messenger RNA from Plasmodium gallinaceum, 906 nucleotides. RefSeq names its product UNC-50 protein, putative (gene UNC50). The record is from RefSeq and is a predicted model, not a curated record. Gene Ontology annotation, cellular component: Golgi membrane. The coding region runs from base 1 to 906 and encodes 301 amino acids. NCBI's taxonomy places the organism in Eukaryota, Apicomplexa, Aconoidasida, Haemosporida, Plasmodiidae. The transcript has a single exon.